GCCGCGCGGCCAUAUGCUGCUGCCGUGCCGGGUCGCCCUGCUGUGGGCCUCGGCGGCGACCGCGGGCCUCUGCUCCGAGAGGCCCCCCGCCACGAGGCGGCCUCCUUCGCUGCGCGUCAACAGCACCGCGACCCUGGCGGAGCUCGAAGACUCCGGCCUGGAGCGCGAUGGGCACCGCGGCCUCGACGCCCACGGCGCCGG
Molecule: messenger RNA, 201 nt
Organism: Prorocentrum cordatum
Lineage: Eukaryota; Dinophyceae; Prorocentrales; Prorocentraceae
Source: the annotation of a GenBank genome assembly